Messenger RNA from Cinara cedri, 7414 nucleotides. The record is from the annotation of a GenBank genome assembly. NCBI's taxonomy places the organism in Eukaryota, Metazoa, Arthropoda, Insecta, Hemiptera, Aphididae.
CGUUCAGUGACGAAUAAAACCUCGGACGUGCGUUAUUAAACGGCUACUAAGUGAUCCGCCGCCGUGGCACCACGCACACCGUCCGUCGCUCAUCGUCGACUCGUUUCUCCGACAAAACGUUUGUUGUUGUUCUUUUCGAAUAUUUCACUAUCACCGUCGUCAUCACCGUCAUCAUCGGUCUAGACGUCCGUUCAUUCCGUCUCGUCUCCGCCGUCCUCGUCGUCGCCGUCGUCGUCGUCGCCGCCCCGUCCCGGAACGGACUCUGUCACUAUACAGCAUCCGGCGGUUAUCCGUUAGGUCAGGUCCCGAUCGGGUCCCGUUGUCGCGUAACUCCCGACCGACGACGACGUUCAGCCGCCGACAGCCCAAAAAAGGUAAACCGUAUGCAUUAUUAUCGGUACACCAUAAUUAUCAUUGUUGUUCUGUCUGUUCGACAAAGGUUGUACACGUUUUUAAACGUAUAUUUAAAUCGAAAGGACCGCGUAGUAAUACGCACGAGGUGUUUGAAUGGUUUCAGAUUUUUCAAAUCGUUAUUUGACGAUUUAAUUUCACAACUCGUUCAGCGCGUUACUGUCGUUCUAGAACGGAACACAAAUUUCAUUAAAUUUACAUAAAUAUAUAUAUAUAUAUAUAUAAGUAUAGUUAUAUACUGUUAUUAGAUUUACGCGUAAACGAAUACUAUUUCAAGAGAAGAGGCCGGAACUAACGGAAUUGUUCGUGGUGAAAAUUUACCUACCCGGACUUUGUAACAGUUUAUCGCGUGUAGGGAAUAAUAAUUUUAAAAUUAAAAAUUCGAUUUAGUGACACGACCGUCCGGAAUAGCAUACAUUUUAUAGUAAAAUGUUCGCCAACUGCGUUGCGGGCGUUCAAGUCAUUCGGGCACGUUUAAAACAAAAAUGAUUUCAUAUUAGGUAUCAAGUUCAAGUUUAUCGCGGUGUACCUAUAUUAUCAGAUACAAGGUCGAUACGCGUGUUGAAUAAUCGACUCCCGAAGCAACCGUAUACUUUUACUGUGAAUAAUAAUAUUAUAAACUUGCGACGAUGUGCGGGGUUUUUAAUAAUUAACAAUACGAAUCGCGGUACUCGAGCGAUGGGACGGGAGUAUAAUAAUGCAGGCAAAUAAUACUCGUACAUAAUAGACACGCGAGUUCCCAUUUUGGUAUAAAAUAAACAAACGCCUUUAUAUAAAUUACGGAUUAUAAAAUGACCGAAAUCGAUUAAUGUUGUUGAACUAUCGAGUUUUCGGACUCUAUAUACAAAUGUACAAACGACGGUAUAAUUUUUCUAGAGGAAUUUUUUUUUCGAGUCGUUGAAAUACCCGAGGUUCUGUAUUAUAUGGGUACUGUAUAUUUUUAUUGUAUAUGCAAAUAUACUAUAUCUUAUACGACGUCCGUUAUAUUCAUUACGAUUUGUUCAAAUUCAAAUCUCAAAAAUAACUCGUGUAAUGAAACAUCCGACGAAUAUACGUGUAUGCAAUGUAUGGUUUGAAUAGUCCAACAGAUAAAAUAUACUAAACAAUAUUUCAAUGGGAUUUUUCUUUACACGCCUAUAAUAAUAAUGAUGAUGAUAAUAAUAAUAAUAAUAAUAAUAAUAAUAAUAAUAAAUGUCUUCAGCUUCAUGUAGGGUCGGGCAUUCGUUUGUGAAAUCCCGAAGCCUAUUGUCAUGAAGAUUCUCAGCAGAUAGGUACGUGACAGUAACACUCACGUUUGAUUUUCACCUGUAUUGUCCGGCGUUAAAUCUACCAUCGGAAACGUACCUAUACGUACAUGUAUGCACGAAACAAAUUAAAUCAAACACAAAACCGAACCCCUCUAAUUGGCGUAACCUGGAAAUUUCCAGAGUCAACGAGAUCGAGAAUUCUUUUUCUUUUUUUUUUCUCUGGGAAUAAAUCUGUUACAGUUACAGAAAUAGAAAGUACUUUCACCGUUUCUGCGCUUCAAUAACCGCGUGAACCCAUCAACGAAUUUUCAUUGCACUGUAUCCUUUCUCGAGCCGUCCAAAUGACGUUGUGCUGCACAGUGACACGUGGUUCGUGAACAUCGAACAGUACCGGAGUACAUUAUUAUAUUCGUCUUGUUAUCGAAAAACGUUUUCAUCGUGUUUUAUACACACACCAUUACAUCAAAAUACGAGUACAGUGUAUUGUUAAACAAUAAUAUAACAUAUUAUAUUAUACAUAUUUUAUUUUUUCUUCUAAUUUUUUACGAAUUCGCGAUUACUUUUAAUAGAAUAAAAAACAACAACAACAACAACGUAAUCUUGGACAAUUAUUACGGUAAUUAAGAAAAAUAUUAAAUUGUGAAAAACAGUUACGGAGCAUUAUAAAAUUAAAACGACUUUAAGAAAGUGAAAUGAUUUCAUAUAGUAUAUAUUAUAAUAUUGUAUAGGUAGAGAUAGUGUCGUUAGUAACAUAAUGAUUGUAAAUGAUGAGAUGGAAAGUGGAUUUUUUUCUAGUUUAGCGUAUUAUUACACCCGAAAGUGUAUACAUAUUCUAAUGGCCGUAGUUCAAUAAAAACAAAAUUAUCGUCGAUGUUACAUGUUAUCAAUAUUUUAGAAAACUAAUAUGAACAAAGCAAUGAUUGUUUUUUUAUUUUUAAUCAAAUUUAACGCACUUAUAUAUUUUUACAGAAUUUAAAAGGACUGCUUCCAAAGGAUGUCAACAAUCUUUCAUGAGAUUCCGGUGUAAUAAUACAAUGUUUACAAUGUUCGUCUGGGUUGUCGCUGUAUUGCAGGCGAUUUUAGUGUCGGCUAAUACGGAAUCACGGUCUUAUCAUUCAGCGCCAAACACGCAAACCAAUUAUAUAAUUACAUCAAAGCCGUUCACCGUUAGAGAUGAUGCGAAUGCGGGGACAAUAAAAUGGAGACGGGACACCAUAACUGGCGCUUCGCUAAUAGGGGCGUCAGAUCCGACCAGAAUGAAAUAUUCCAUCGAGUGUACAGACCACAACGAAUGUGCCGGUAUCGAAUUAGGCGGAUCUGAUGCUACGUUUAAACCGUACACUCAGGACGAACUUAACAGAAUACUUAAGCGUUACGGUGAGGCGGACAGCGAGCCUGAAUCGUCUGAUAAGGUAUUGACUUAUGAUGACAGUGGUAACCAAGACAAAUCAAAGGCGUCGUGGAAUCUAGUAGAUCCUGCGGGACAGAGCCCGAAAAACCCAUACGAUGAUCGACGCGGAUGGGUGACUUUAGAGCCUAUGGCCUGGUCUUCUUCACACAUCCAGAAAUGGGAACCGAACAAUCGCCCAACAUGGCCACCACCACCUCAAGACCACGCACAACCUAGUUACUCCCCGUGGGCCAGUAAUAAACCUAUACAACGACCCAGUAAUAACUAUCAUCAAUCCCAACCGCAGUCUCCUGACUGGACUACCGAGCGUCCUUGGAUUCGACCCACUUACGAUUAUUCGUCUAAGCCACCACAAGGUCCUCAUUAUCAAAAACCGUCAGCUCCGCAGAACUCGCAAAACUUUUACGGAUGGAAUAACGCGGAUCAGGAUAUAAUCACGGAUGGCAAACCGGGACAGUUUCCAGCAGACGCCUACCAUAAACCAUGGAACGGUGAUUACGGCCAAUCGUCCUAUGGUCCGAGACCUACAGAAUCCGAAGGUGAUGGUCAAUGGGUGCUCCUCUCCAGCACUAAAGGAUAUUCGAUUCCACAUCGACCCAAUCGAAGCCUACAGGGUAGAUCGAUUUCCAUAGAUACAGUAAACAGUCCGAUAGAAACCACGGGAAGAACGAACGAAAUGGCGGGUAGAUCGGCGGAUACGGCCAGUCGGCCAAUAACAUCAAAGAGGACGGUGCGAUUAAUGGUCUUGCCGCCAGAAAAAGAUUCACAAAAUGUGACUACAUCGCACAAUGGUAUGAUAGAAGUGGACGUAUCGAGGAAAUCUGUGGAUCAAGAACAAAGGGAAUUCGCAGCUAGGGCACUCAAGGAAACCGAAAACGACGUGCAAGUGUUUUCCGAUAGAUCGGCAAAAACCAACGACGACCGCAGGGCUGUAUUGGCCGCCGUGGGUGCAGGGAUGCUGCCCGCAGCUACCAUGGCAAUGUUUCUACCAAUGAUGGUGGCAAGAAAACGUAGGGAUCUCGCGCCCAGACCCGAAGUCAUCCUGCGGCAUCAUGUAUAUCCUAGAUAAUGGUUAACUUUAAUGUAUGAUUAAUAAUAUUCCUUCAUUUCAAUGUCAUGUUUUUGCGCGUUCCGCUCAAUGUUUAUUUGAUGUCGUUGCCAAUAUCCUAAGUACCUUCUGAGCACUGUUAUGUAACUACACAUUAUUAAUUAUUUAUUUAUUUUAUGUAAUAAUUAUUUUAUUUUAUUCAUACUUUAUUUAUUUAUUAAGUAUAUACUUGUAUAUUGAUUGCCGUAAUUUAACAUGCAGUAUGACAUUUUACGUUAGUAUUAAGUGAAUAUUUUGGGUAAAAGUGAAAUAAAAAUAAACACGUUGUAUUUAUUCGAUAAAUAAAACAUUGUAUAUUAUUACGUAUAAAAAAAAAUAUAAAAUUUAAAUUAAUAUUUACAUAGACAAUAGAACAUAGCUGCACAUUAUUAUAGUAGCUAUGUACCGAAUACUUAAGUAUACAACAUGUAGUUAAAUAUUUAAUUCAAACACAUAUAAAUUUUUCUCUUAAAAACAUAUUACAAAUCGAUAUAAUUUACAAUAUGUUUGUAGAUCCCAAAACUUGAGCCUAAAAAAUGCCAUUAAUAAUUGUAUGAAACAUUUUUUAGGUUAAGUUUUUAGUCUUGAAAAUAUUAUAAGAGAAAUUCCCCAGUUCAUUGUACAUUCCCAUCAAUUCACCAAACUUAUUCUAACACUGUUUAACGUAUCUAAUUUGAAUAAAUUCUGUGUCUUAUUGAUCUUCGUUGCCGUUUUUCAUGGGUUGUAGUGGAUUCAGGCUUAAUAAUUUGUUCUUGUUUAUUUUCAGACUGUUGUCUUUCAUUGGACUUUUGUAGAUUUCUAACCAUAUGUGUCAUUCUUCUCUGAAUGGCGUUGACAUAUUGCGUAAAGCUGGCAGCUGUGUUUCUCAAGAUCUCAAUUCCCAUUUUCAAUUUUACUUCAGCCACUUUUCUUAAAAGGUCAACUAAUGAAAAUUGAUUAUUGUUAGUAGGAGGUGAUUCUGAUGAUGGAGUCGUUUUGGUUGAGCUAGCCAUUGUAGAUGUUGUCGUAGAUGUCGUUGUAGAUGUAGAAUAUAUUAUAUCACCAUCCGUCUGAUUUUCGGUCGUUUUAACGACAGUUUCUUCGGUGGGCUUUGAGGUUGUUUCUUCUGGUAAUUGAGCAUCAAUUUCAUUAAGUUCGUCUACUUGACGUCUUAUUCUUAAGUUUCGGGGUCCAUGUUCCAUUUUCAUAGUUUGAUGUACAUUCACUGAUAUUUGUUCAGAGUUUAUACUCGGAUCAUAGAAUUUUGGUACACCUUGUAAUGCGGAAAAUGUAGGAUCUGCUGACGACGCGGUGGAACUUUCUUUUUCUUCUGCUCGGUGGUUUUCAAAAUUAUAGUUUACAGCAACAGCUUCUUCUUUCGGUACAUCUUGGACAUAACCCGGAUAUUUGGGCGAUUCAAAAGAAGAUGGAUCUUCCUGAUAAGCUCCUUUUACCUGUGAAGUACUCUGAUAUUUAGGUUGUUCGUAAGCAUUAGAUGAAUCAAACUUGAGUUGUUCAUAUUGGUGGUUUUGGUAAGUCUGAUCUUGGUUGUCAAGGGAUUGUUCAAAUGUUGGUCCCUGUGAUGUGUCUAGAGAUGAAUAUGAUAAUUUUUCUUGGGGAGGAUUUAAGUCAAUUUUUGUGUACUUAGACGUAUCUGGAGUGGAAUAUUUAUUAGAAUCGGGUCCAGCAUAUUUUGUACUUUCAACAACUGCGUACUUAGUUCCGUCAUGUGUUGAAUAUUUUGUAGUGUCAGCUGCUGCAUAUUUAGUUGCAUCAUGAGCAGAAUAUUUAGGUGUAUCAGCUGUUGCAUAACUAUUUGUAUCAUGCGCAGAAUAUUUAGUAGUGUCAUGGGCAUUAUAUUUAGGUACAUCCUGAACGGCAGGGUAUUCGGCUGAUUGGUAAGAUGGCUUGAAUUUAGGAACUGCAUCAGGACGCUCUCUACCGUAAGGAUUAUGACCAUAAGACAUUCCAGACAACACUUGUCCGAAUACUUGUUCUUCAGGUUGAGAAUUAUCAGUUUCAGGUGGUAUAUAUCCAGGCCCAUUUCCAUGGCUAUGGCCAUGAACAUGAGGAUCAGUACGCCUUAAUGGUACCAGAGGUAUAGCAGCUCCUCCUAAUGGUGAGUACAAUAGCAAACCUGCUAGACCAGCUGUUAACAUUAAGCCUACUAAACCGACACCUACGUUGGGCAUAACUUCACGAGCUAAAUAGUUAUAAAUUCGAGUCGAUAAUGGUCGACCUGAUGUUAUUUUAGUAUUUUGUUCGUCAAUUUUACUUUGCGCGUCAUCAUUUGAAGUUUUAAUUGGUUUACGCUUAUUCUUGUUCUUCUUCUUUUUCUUCUUUUUCAACGAAGUGUUCUUUGCAGUAGUAUUAUUUGAUUCUGUAACAUUUUGCAUCAUUUCUGUAGAGUUUUGUGAUGUAACCGAAGUCGAAGAAUAUGAAGUAGAAGUAGGAGGUACAGUAGUAGAAGAUACUUGAAUGGUAUUAUUAAACAAAGGCUUAGAAAUAACGACGGCAGUCGAAGUUACUUUAGUUGUCAACGGUUUUUCUGCUUUUUUGGUAUUGUUUGCAGACGGUCUUUGUCUAGGAGGUACAUGAGGAAAAGUGACAACAGGGGUUCCAAAUCUUGUAUUGUUAUCAAGAGAAGGUAGUUCAGAAAGAGGAGUUGUAGAUUCUUCAACUUUGUCUUUUAUUGUGGUUGUAAUAGGUAUUUUACCAACAAUUACAGGGGUCUUAUUUUUAAAUUUAGAAUCUUGUAAUUUUAUUGGAGAAUCAGUUGAUUGAGAAGUGCUAAUUUUUUCAGUAGUCGUUGUUGGUUUCCUCUUUCUAGUAGUACUAGUAGUAUCAUAUGUUUGAAUAAAUGAAGAAGCAGUUGUAUCGGCUGGUUUAGGUACUUUCUUAAUCGUUGCCAUAUUUAAAGGCGCAGGAGAUGAUUCUCCACCCAAAAGAAUCCAAGUGGACAAAUCUCCAGUCGGUCUCGUCGAGCCGUCUGAUGAAAUUUUGUAACUAUAUGGACCGACAGCGUGAACAUCAUCAUCAGUAAGUACUGGCACCGCUUCUCCUUUUAAAGGCGUUUCAUUUUUUUGAACCGUUCUUAUUUCCGAUGAAACAAUCACAUUGGUAGAUGUGGACGUUUGGAGAAGUUGAUCACUAACAGAUUUUACGGAAUCUCCUAUUGGUGGAGCUUUUGUAGUAUGAGAACGGGCGUCACCUGCUUUGAUUGAAGUCUCUGCGAAAACCACAAUCGGUGUUGCCGUGUCUUCUUUCCUAUAAAAGCAA